Molecule: messenger RNA, 750 nt
Organism: Talaromyces stipitatus ATCC 10500
Lineage: Eukaryota; Fungi; Ascomycota; Eurotiomycetes; Eurotiales; Trichocomaceae
Exons: 2
Coding region: 1-750 (249 amino acids)
Source: RefSeq, a predicted model, not a curated record
AUGGACUCAAUGAGAUCGUUGAACACAUCACUUCCCAGCUCUACGUCACAUGCUCAGCCGCCCGAACAGUUAUUACAAGCUUUUAAAGCCGCUGCUCUCUCGGUCACGAACUUGUAUAAGAGUGCUGUCACAGACCAGGCCCAGGCGAAGCAACUUGAUCGAAAGCACCUUGGGUUAGGAGAUGGCGAAGGGUGGCAGGUCCGCCAAUGGGCCACGGAACGACUCGAUGGAGUCCCAUCCAACAGUGAAAGUGAGGAUGACGAUAAACCAGCGAGAAGUUCAUCACCGGUAGUCUAUCGGAAGGAGCAUCAUGACAACGAUCAGUUACGACAUAAUCCUGAGCCUACGCAACCUCGAACAGAAGAUGCCACCACUGACGAGCAACGGCCCCAACAGACCGAGCCUGUGCAGCCAACUGACUCCGCCGAUACUACAUUCACUAAACCUCCUGUCUUCACAUUCUCUGCCGGACCUACUUUUCCUGUCUUCUCACAAGACGUCGAUAUGCAAUCAUCAGACACCUCGUCCAUGACCUCCACUUCACAAGAUGAGCCUACUGGAGUUGGAAUAUCUAUGUUACCACGGAAUACCCGAACCGCCGGUCGUCUCAACGUCUCUGCUCGACGAUCACCAACUCAUGGGACAAGUGUGGGGAACAAGCGCAAGCUUCAAUUCCCUGAUUUCUUCGACUUAUCGGGCCUAAAUGGGCGCGAAUUUUUUGGCGGCGGCAAACGCGGGCGAUUUACAUGA